Gloeophyllum trabeum ATCC 11539 is the source of this 2919-nucleotide messenger RNA. RefSeq names its product glycoside hydrolase. Gene Ontology annotation, biological process: carbohydrate metabolic process; ergosteryl 3-beta-D-glucoside catabolic process. Gene Ontology annotation, molecular function: steryl-beta-glucosidase activity. The transcript has 3 exons. Lineage: Eukaryota; Fungi; Basidiomycota; Agaricomycetes; Gloeophyllales; Gloeophyllaceae. Bases 85 to 2703 code for a protein of 872 amino acids. The record is from RefSeq and is a predicted model, not a curated record.
UAACGAUGGAGUGGUACGACCUACCUUGGUUAACUGCAGCGACCUGAAGAGAGCUGCUGGCAGGUCCCUGUAACGCGACAAGACAUGCCAUCCGUACCCUCUACAUCACCGAUUACUGGACAGCCUACGCCUUCGCACUAUGUACACACGACCGACUGCCAAUUCGUAGAUAACGCUGGACGUACGCUACUUCUACGGGGAGUCAACCUUUCUGGUUCCGCCAAAGCACCGGUGGGCAAGCCUUCGUACGUGUUGGAAGGUUUCUGGGAGACCGCGGAGAACGGAGGUGAGAGUUUUGUCGGACAGCCGUUGAACUUGGAGGACGGGUCGGCGGACGUACACUUGGCGCGGCUGAGAGGAUGGGGAUUUAAUAUGUUGCGGUACGUCGUGACAUGGGAGGCGCUGGAGCACGAGGGACCCGGAAAGUAUGACUAUGAAUUCAUGGACUAUACGGUGCAAGUGCUACGGAAGUGCAAGGAGUACGGAUUCAAGGUGUUCAUGGACCCCCAUCAGGAUGUGUGGUCACGGUUCUCUGGAGGGUCGGGCGCCCCGUACUGGACUCUUCCUGCCUGCGGAAUCAACCCGCGCAACUUCACAGCGACAGAGGCGGCGAUCAUCCACCCAGAGUACCCAGACGCGAACGCCCCAGACCCCGCGACCUUACCGGCAAUGAUCUGGUCAACAAACUACGGCCGCCUCGCCUCCCGGACGAUAUUCACGCUAUUCUUCGCCGGCAACGACUUUGCCCCAAAGUGCGUGAUCGACGGGCAGAACAUCCAGGACUACCUCCAGUCGCACUACGUCGAGGCGCUGGGCCAGCUCGCGGACCGCAUCCGCGAUGCGGGCGACCUGCUGGACGAGUGCGUGCUCGGGUGGGACAGCAUGAACGAGCCCUUUGAGGGCCUUCUCGGCUGGCGGAACCUCAGCAAGCCGUCAGACAGGCAGACAAAUAUGCUGAAGAAAGGUACGGCGCCGACGCCCGCGCAGUCAUUCCGCCUCGGCAUGGGCGAGGCGCAGACAGUGGAGACGUGGGACUUUGGCUCGUUCGGGCCCAAGAAGACGGGGAGCGUCACUGUCGACCCGAGGGGCGCGAAGAUGUGGGCGGACCCUUCCACCGAGCCGGGGAACGUCCACCCCAAGUGGGGGUGGAGACGGGACCCGGAGUGGAAGCUCGGCGAGUGCGUUUGGGCGCAGCAUGGCGUUUGGGACGUAGAGACUGGGUAUAUCGCCCAACCUGACUAUUUCGUGCGGGUCCCUGGUGAAGCGGAGGAGGUGGAGCCUAUCGAGGAUUACUGGAAACCUCACUUUCAUGCGUUCGCGAAGCGAAUACGGCAGGCGCACCCGGAAGCCAUACUCUUCGUGCAGCCGCCGGUUUUUGCUCAGCCACCCAGCAUCGACGAGGAAGAUCUCAGGGGUCGAUGUUGCUACGCACCGCAUUACUAUGACGGUCUGACCCUGGUCUCGCGACAUUGGAACUGGUUCAACGCAGAUGCCCUAGGAGUCUUGCGUGGCAAGUAUUCCAGUACCUGGCAGGCCAUCAAAUUUGGGGAAUCCGCGAUCCGCAAGUCUAUCCAGGAGCAGCUCGGCGAACUGAAACGCGACGUCGACAUUUUGGGUCGCUACCCCACUCUCAUUGGAGAGAUCGGAACCCCAUUUGAUAUGGAUGGGAAGAGAUCCUACGGGUGGACUGACGACGGGAAGUAUCUGGGCGACUACAGCAAUCAGCAGAAGGCGUUGGACGCCAGCUUGAAUGCAGCGGAUGGGCCGAAUGGGCUGAACUAUACCAUUUGGACGUAUUGCCCGGAUAGCUGUCACGAAUGGGGCGACGGCUGGAACAUGGAGGACUUAAGCUUAUGGAGCACGGACGAUAUGAGGGGAGCGGGGCGGGAGGAGCUCAGGAUGGGCGAGCAUCUGAGAGAGUCAAGUGGCGACAAGUUGCUCGGGUCCCGGACGGACACUCCGACAAUGCCUGUAACAGGAGCCACCACACCAACCUUCGAUGUUGGCUCGCAUCCGAAGGGUUCGCCAUCCGGUUGGAGAGAUCACUACGAUUUCUUGACUGAUGGCGCAAGGGCCGUACGCGCAUUUUGUCGGCCGUUUCCCACGGCUGUUGUUGGUGUUCCUCAGCAGAUGGACUUCAACAUUGCGAAGGCCGAGUUUAAGCUCACUGUCCGCGUUCGCGGCGAAGACGCGCCCAGAAUACCUGAUAGCACGCUGUCGUUAGCGGGGAAGGAGUCUGCCCUCCCUACGGAAAUCUACGUCCCCUUGGUGCACUUCGCGGAUGAUAAACUACUUGGUCAGUCUGAGGGCAAGGAGACGUCUCUUGGUGAUAGCCCAGAGCCUGCAUCCGAGCAUGGACUGGCGUCUCGCAACGCAUCUACAAUCAAUCUAUCACCUAUCGUGUCGCCGCCGACCCUCGCAUCCUCAACAAGCACUCUACUGCCCCAAGCUUCAUCGGACCUUGCUUUGUCCGUGAGCGUGUCGUCCGGCAGAUACGAGGUGCAUGGUCAGACGCUGAAGUGGUGGUACGUCGUACCUGCCGAAGGCGAAGAGGAGCAAGAGUACACUAUCACCAUCAAGCGUCCCGGUGGCCCCAUCAAGGUGAAGUACGACGAAGCUAUCCAGAGCGCUGGAGCAGGCAUGUGGAGCUGGUUAGCUGGAAGUCUAUGUCCGACACCGUCGGGUGGGUGCACGAUUAUGUGAUAGGGUUUGGUCUCGGUUUCAGUGCUCCAUCGCCUCUUCUCUGUGUCAUAUUUAGCGGACUGGCAGCUUGCGCCUCUGCCCUAGAACUUUUGGAUUUGUGGUUAUUGCUUUCUUGUUUUGUCGCGCCCUGCAUCUGUAUUAGUGUGUACAGUACCCCUGGUGUAGCGUAUCUUUCAGCUAAUGACGGCCCUCGACCGGUGUAGUCGUACAUGAACA